AAUAAAUACCUAAGUUCGCACCCAAAGACACAACCAAUGUUAAUCCAAACAAUAAUGUUAAUGAUGAUAAAUAUAAUAGUACAGUAUAUAAUACACAGUCUCCCCAUGACAGUAAACACUGCAGGCUGUAUUUGAAGUUUCCAUGUGGUGCCCUCCUCUUACUGCAUUGCCUUCCACUGCAUACAGUGUCCAUACAGUGCCGCAGAGCAGUGCCUGUGUGUGUGUGUGAGCCGGCGCUUAUCCAGCGGGCGGUAGGACCCGGGAGGACGCGGCUUGGCAGGAAGGCAGUAAGGCUACCUUAAACCCAGCCCAAUGCCUGCUGCUGCGCCACUCUGCGAGCUGGAUGGAAAAGCCAGAGCAGCCGCCGCAGCCUCCUCCUCACAGCACUUGUAUGCCCAGCACAGACACCUGUUCCCAGGCAGCAGCACUCCGUGCACACACACAGGGAUACGGGGCUGCCACCUGAAAAGUUUCCCUGCCUUCCUCCUGAUGUAUGCAGUGCAUUCUCCAGCCAAGACAGCGCAUGCCUCCCCGGAGUCAGGAUCCAUACAUUCUGACGUAGCCUGGACAUCUUAAAAGAAAAUCAGGCUGCUGGAAGUUGGCAUGAGCAGUGCUGGUCUUCUACCCAAUGGAGGAACUCCUCAUCCCCCCCCUGCCUGCCACUGCAUGGGCUGACCAAGGACAAGGAGCCCUGCUCGCCUGCUGAGAUGUGUGGACAGCACUAUGUCACUAGUGGGUGAGCUCCGAGUGCUGCUGCUUCCUUAGGUUUGACCUUGAACCUCUCAGCCCACAAUCUUGUCUUAUUGAUGGAUUGAAGAGAGACAGAGGCACCAUCCUCCCCCCUCCCUGACUGAGUCAUCCAGAGGAUACAGUCUACCUACCUACCUACCUACACACACAUACAUAUAUAUAUAUCUAUCUAUAUACACCUGACCUGAGCUGCUUCCUCUUUGCAUCUCUUCUCUCCAGCACCAACACAAGGCUGAUGGCUCCCUUGGGUGAAGUUGGCAACUAUUUCGCAGUGCAGGAUGCUGUGUCUUUUGGAAAUGUACCUGUUCUGCCAGUGGAUAACCCUGUGUUGUUGAGUGACCACCUGAGCCAGGCUGAGGCUGGGGGGCUGCCCAGAGGCUCUGCAGUCACUGACUUGGAACACUUAAAGGGGAUUCUCAGAAGGAGGCAGCUUUACUGCAGGACUGGAUUCCAUUUAGAGAUUUUUCCUAAUGGGACUAUCCAGGGGACAAGGCAGGACCACAAUAGAUUUGGAAUCCUGGAAUUUAUUAGUAUAGCUGUGGGUCUAGUCAGCAUUCGAGGUGUCGACAGUGGACUAUACCUAGGAAUGAACGAGAAAGGGGAACUGUAUGGGUCGGAGAAGUUGACCCAAGAGUGUGUAUUUCGAGAGCAAUUUGAAGAGAACUGGUACAACACGUAUUCAUCUAACCUCUAUAAACACGUGGACACUGGACGUCGAUAUUAUGUAGCAUUGAAUAAAGAUGGGACUCCUAGAGAAGGGAGUAGGACUAAACGGCAUCAGAAAUUUACGCAUUUUUUACCUAGACCUGUGGACCCAGAAAAGGUUCCUGAACUUUAUAAAGAUAUACUAAGCCAAAGUUGACAAAGACGUUUCUCUCACUCGAGCCCUUAAAAAAAGAAAAAGAAAAAAAAAAAAGUAACCACUAUAUUAAAUCAAAAAAAGGUUUCACCGAUGGGUUCUUAUUGGUUAGCUGGGUCAUCACAUCAGCUGCACUGUUGCCAAACUUUGUCGCAUGCAUAAUAUAUGAUGGAGGCUUGGAUGGAACAUGCUAAUUCUGUUCUGCACUUAAAGGAUUGUCCUCUUGGAGAAAAGGCUGAGCCCACGAGUGCUUGAUCUAUUACAAGGCAAAGAGCUAAAAAAUAUUAUAAAAGCAAAGCAAGAUGGAAUGAGGCCUGAUGCAUGCUGGGAAAAUAGACAUGCUUUUAAAAUUUUUGAUCACCCCUUUAAUUCAUCUUAUAUCAGCAUAGCCGCCAUACUUCGGUUCAUCAAGGUUUUUGGCUGAAGGCCCGCUCAAGUUGUACGCUCCUUUUACAAAGGCAUGGAUGGGUGCAGUCUUAUGUUAACAAAAAAUAAAUAUUGACCUUUCAGUUCUUUGCUCCUUGGGGUGCCACCUCAAUGAGCGUAAGUCAAAGACCUCUUUAGAAAAGAAAAAAAAAAAAAAAAGGAAGAAAAAAAAAAUAAUAAAAAAAAAACUAUACAAAAACAAACUUAAAUUUAUUUAUAGAAAUUCCAAAGGCAACAUUAUAUUUAUUUUAUAUAUUUAUUUAUUAUAUAGAGUUUAUUUUUAAUGAAAUAUGUACAGGCCAGAUAGGCAUUUUCGAAGCUUUAGGCUCUGUAAGCAUUAUCUGUUUAAGGCCAAUAUGAACCUGUGGUAAAUUCAUGCAAGUUUAUUAUUAAGGUGCAUGGAUUGAAAUGGAAAAAAAUAAAAAUUGGAAAAACUGAUAAUGACCCUCUAGGUGACAAUCUACUUUGUGCCCAUUACUUUUUUCAGUACAACCACCUUAUGCAGCAUCAUACUGACUUAUUCAGUGACUGUAAAUCAGCUGAUCCUUUAUCCUUCUGAAGAAACCUGCUUCUCUACUCCCCCGAUGAUCGGGGAGAAGUAAUGGCCAGCCAUGCAUUUCUCUUGCAGUGGCCACUGAAGGGGAAAUGUGGUAUUACAUGUUGGCCACUCCAAUUAAUGGUCUUCCGUGUCCUACAUGGACAUGCCAGGCUAGAGCGGUUUUGGCACAAAGACUCUCUCCUCUCUACAGUGUCCUAAUAGGGCAUAUGGACUGGUGUUGUAGAAUGAAGACAACCCCUCUAAAUCCAGUUUUGAGGCCAGUGAUCUUCUGCUUUACAGUCCCAAAAUAAUUCUGUAUGACUUUCUUUCUUUUUUUGUAUACAUCCUAGACCAGCUGUGAGUUGUACGAAUACUGUGCAAAUCCAAGUCUGCACUUUUUUCUUUAUUUUUCAAGACUGGAAUUUAUUUAUUUAUUUUUAUAAUUUUUUAUUUUUUUUUAUUAUAAAGGUUCCAGCAUAGAAUAGCUUGCUUUUGCAUUGCAGGCUUACCCUGUGCCUAGAGCUUUACCGGUCAACCCUUUCGUGUUCACUUUUACCACUGUCAUAUCUUCUAUCCAAAAAUCAUACCAGGCUUCCAAUUUUUAAACUGUAACCUUAAAGGAUUUUGUCCUUUCCGAUUGUUCCACCAUCUUUAAACUUCUCUGCUGCUGAAAGGCACCUAAGGUUUACUAUAUAUGCAUAUAUAGAGAUAUAUAUAUAUAAUCUACCUGUUUAUUACAUAUUAUGGAACAGACGAUAAAUUAAAGGUUUUUCUUUUUAUUUUUUCCUAAUGUCCAGGAACACGAUAUAAUCUCAUGUUUUGCCAUAAUUUAAAGGCUCUGUGCAGUACAAUAAAAUGUAGGUGCCUUUUUUUUUCACACAGCUGUGUAAUAAUGGCUACUGGGACUAAUGGAUGUAAUGCAGCAGCUGCCGAUUGUCCCAUAUGUUCGCUAAAGCUUGAAUAACAUGUGGUGGUUAUUAAAAUGCAAGACCCAGGUUAACAGGAUAACUCUUGUACGUAAACAUGUCUAUAUGUGCACACAGUAUCUUCUCCAUGAAAACGCAGCCUUCCUAGGGGUCGAUGUAACAUCUGUCUAUUGAAAUUUGCUUUCAGCGUGAACUGUCAUAAAACAUUAGCACCCUAUUUUUUUUCCAAAUAACUUGCAAAAUGUACCUAAUAAAUCUUUUCAAAUAACGACAAGGGGAAAAGUAUUAUACUUUAUUUAUUUUCUUAUUUUUAUUUUAUUUUUGUUUUUGUUUUGUGCUUCAAAAAUUUUCUGCACAUCCCAAACUCUGGAUCCUU
Messenger RNA from Hyla sarda, 3875 nucleotides. RefSeq names its product fibroblast growth factor 9 (gene FGF9). The coding region runs from base 986 to 1612 and encodes 208 amino acids. The record is from RefSeq and is a predicted model, not a curated record. Gene Ontology annotation, cellular component: cytoplasm. NCBI's taxonomy places the organism in Eukaryota, Metazoa, Chordata, Amphibia, Anura, Hylidae. The transcript is spliced from 3 exons. Gene Ontology annotation, biological process: regulation of cell migration; cell differentiation; lung development. Gene Ontology annotation, molecular function: fibroblast growth factor receptor binding; growth factor activity.